AUGACCACAGACGCGUCGAGGAAGGUGCCGCUGUUCGGCGGCGCCAUCAGCGCGCACCUCCCAACCCGCUACGUCGACGUCAGCGACUUCCGCCCGGUUCCCGACAACCAGGAAGUCUGGACGGACGCGAGCGUGGACGAGAGCGUCAUCGUCGAGAUCUUGGAGAGGGUCGAGGAGGGCCCGAGCGACGCCGAGGGGGGCGCGGCGGGAUGGUUCUGGGAGGACCUCGCGGCGGUGAGCGAGUGCGGUCCGAACGACGCGCAUCUGAUGUCCGUGACGCGCCUCUCGAGCGAGCACCUGCCGGCGAUGAACGGUCGGUUCGCCGCCGCGUCCGUCGCGGUGGGCACCAUGAAGAUGGCCAAAGGGAGGGAACGGGGCGACGAACGCGUCAACGUCGUGGAGGUGACGUUGGCCAACAUCAGGCUGCCCGAGGUGGGCACCGACUUGCUGGUCACCGUCAAUCGGCCGUUGGUCGUCGCCCCGGGGAGCAGCGCCGCGGCGACGACGGGCGCGGGGGUGAUCGGGACGGGCGGCGAGGGCUGGUCGGCGCUGCGAAGCAUCUUAGAAACCUUCUCCGUCGACGACUGGUCUCUCUUCGGCUACGGCGACUGA
This is a messenger RNA of Micromonas commoda, 612 nucleotides long. RefSeq lists its product with no specific name. The record is from RefSeq and is a predicted model, not a curated record. NCBI's taxonomy places the organism in Eukaryota, Viridiplantae, Chlorophyta, Mamiellophyceae, Mamiellales, Mamiellaceae. Gene Ontology annotation, biological process: protein import into nucleus. The transcript has a single exon. Gene Ontology annotation, cellular component: nucleus. The coding region runs from base 1 to 612 and encodes 203 amino acids. Gene Ontology annotation, molecular function: guanyl-nucleotide exchange factor activity; small GTPase binding.